Messenger RNA from Chrysoperla carnea, 700 nucleotides. Its product is annotated as clavesin-2-like. Gene Ontology annotation, cellular component: membrane. The record is from RefSeq and is a predicted model, not a curated record. Bases 65 to 697 code for a protein of 210 amino acids. Lineage: Eukaryota; Metazoa; Arthropoda; Insecta; Neuroptera; Chrysopidae. Gene Ontology annotation, molecular function: phosphatidylinositol bisphosphate binding. The transcript has 4 exons.
UCGGCUUAGAAAUAUUUAUCCAGAAUUUUUUGAUAAUUGGGAUCCAAGAAGUCCUGAGUUUGAAAUGGGAUUGAAAUAUAUCCGAUGCCCACCUCUUCCAAAGCUUACCAAAGACUUAAAUCGAAUCAAUUAUAUUGAUUUAACAGAUCAAUUUGAUGAUAAUUUUAAUUUAAUUUCGUAUGCCAAAGCAUAUAUAAUGGGACUUGAAACACGAAUUCCAUAUGAUCGAAAUACUGGAGAAAUUAUUGUUUAUGAUUGUUCAAGAGUUAAUAUGAAUAUUAUCAAAGGAUUGACUCCAACUUUGUUUAAAAAAGCUAUUGAUGUUUAUCUUAAAGGUUAUAGUCUUCGGGUUGCUGGAUUACAUUUUCUAUUUCCGCCUCCCGGUGGAAUUUUUCUUUUGGGUAUUGCAAAAACUUUAAUAAAACCAAAAUUAUUUGAACGUAUUCAUUUACAUGAUAGUUAUGAAUCAUUACAUAAAUUAGUUCCAAAAGAAUUGUUACCAAAAAAUGUGGGUGGAGAUUUACCUGACAUUCAAGUAAUUACAGAUGAGUGGUAUACAGUUAUGAAAAAAAAUCGUGAUAAUUUAAUAGAACUCUCGAAAACACGUACAGACGAAUCAAAACGAAUUAAAAACAUAAAUGAUGAUGAAUAUUUUGGAUCAAUGCAUGGAUCAUUUAAAAAAUUGGAUGUUGACUAAUAA